Oryctolagus cuniculus (rabbit) is the source of this 1052-nucleotide messenger RNA. It is a transcript of the gene GNB5, whose product is annotated as G protein subunit beta 5. Gene Ontology annotation, biological process: signal transduction. Gene Ontology annotation, molecular function: protein binding. The record is from RefSeq and is marked provisional. NCBI's taxonomy places the organism in Eukaryota, Metazoa, Chordata, Mammalia, Lagomorpha, Leporidae.
AUGGCAACCGACGGGCUGCACGAGAACGAGACGCUGGCGUCGCUCAAGAUCGAGGCCGAGAGCCUCAAGGGCAAACUGGAGGAGGAGCGGGCCAAGCUGCACGACGUGGAGCUGCACCAGGUGGCAGAGCGGGUGGAGGCCUUGGGCCAGUUUGUCAUGAAGACGAGGAGGACACUCAAGGGCCAUGGAAACAAGGUCCUGUGCAUGGACUGGUGCAAGGACAAACGGAGGAUCGUGAGCUCGUCCCAGGAUGGGAAGGUGAUCGUGUGGGAUUCCUUCACCACCAACAAGGAGCAUGCGGUCACGAUGCCCUGCACGUGGGUGAUGGCCUGUGCUUACGCCCCAUCUGGAUGUGCCAUUGCUUGUGGGGGUUUGGAUAAUAAGUGCUCUGUGUAUCCACUGACGUUUGACAAAAAUGAAAACAUGGCUGCCAAGAAGAAGUCUGUGGCUAUGCACACCAACUACCUGUCGGCCUGCAGCUUCACCAACUCCGACAUGCAGAUCCUGACAGCGAGUGGCGAUGGGACAUGCGCCCUGUGGGACGUGGAGAGCGGGCAGCUGCUGCAGAGCUUCCACGGCCACGGGGCUGACGUCCUGUGCUUGGACCUGGCCCCCUCGGAGACCGGCAACACCUUCGUGUCUGGGGGCUGUGACAAGAAAGCCAUGGUGUGGGACAUGCGCUCCGGCCAGUGCGUGCAGGCCUUCGAAACACAUGAGUCUGACAUCAACAGUGUCCGGUACUACCCAAGUGGAGACGCCUUUGCUUCAGGGUCAGAUGAUGCUACGUGUCGGCUCUACGACCUCCGCGCGGACAGGGAGGUGGCCAUCUACUCCAAGGAGAGCAUCAUAUUCGGAGCCUCCAGCGUGGACUUCUCCCUCAGUGGUCGCCUGCUGUUUGCCGGCUACAAUGACUACACCAUCAACGUCUGGGAUGUCCUCAAGGGGGCCCGGGUCUCCAUCCUCUUUGGCCAUGAGAACCGCGUCAGCACUCUGCGGGUUUCCCCGGACGGCACUGCUUUCUGCUCAGGAUCCUGGGAUCACACCCUGAGAGU